CCGUCUCCGAAUGGAGAGUGCUCUCUCUUUUCCCCUCCUCAUCUUAUUGAAUCGCAGAGAGACCGCUGUGUCCCGCGGCCCUCAACACACACACACACACACACAAAACACACACACACAUAGGAACUCACAUAAGCACAAAACACAGAAUGCAUCGGCCACGGAGCCGUCGUGCCUCGCAGUACAGAAAGCGCUCUGGCUUCUAAGAAUUUUUCCGCUUUUUUUGCUUUUUUUUAAGAGAGAAACUGUGAAUGCGAGAAUCAUCGGAGACCUCCGGAUUCGCGAAAUGUUGCAAUGGAAGGCGCCGACUCUGACUCGCCGUGCCAAACAGGAGUAUGAAGCGCUUUGUGGCUCUGCGAGCACCGACACACAAACGCCGUUUGCUUCGGAUAUUCAGCGACGCUUGCGGGCCGAUCGACUAGUGCCGAGAGCGAGGACUGGACAACAUGGCCUCGGCUGGUAACGUCUCCUUCGAUCAGGAAAACGGGGAGCCCGAUCGGCCGAGGGUAACGCGGAGGACUAGACGGAACGGUCGCGCAGCCCCGCCGGACUUGGAGUACUUACAGCGGCCGAGCUACUGCGAUGCAGCGUUCGCGCUCGAGCAGAUAUCAGAGGGUAAGGCGACUGGAAGAAAAGCACCGCUGUGGCUGAGAGCAAAGUUUCAAAAACUUCUGUUCAGACUCGGCUGUUAUAUCCAAAAGAACUGUGGCAAGUUUUUAGUUGUGGGCCUUUUAAUAUUUGGAGCUUUCGCUGUUGGUUUGAGGGCAGCUAAUCUGGAGACCAACGUGGAGAACCUCUGGGUGGAAGUGGGUGGUAGGGUAAAUCAGGAGCUUAAAUACACACGGCAGAAGAUCGGUGAGGAGGCCAUGUUUAACCCUCAGCUAAUGAUCCAGACUCCACGGCAGCACGGUGCUAACAUUCUGACAGUGGAGGCGCUCAAGCAGCACUUGGACUCUGCCAUUAAAGCAAGCAGAGUGCAUGUUUACAUGUACAACAGGAAAUGGACAUUAGAACAUUUAUGCUACAAAUCAGGAGAAGUCGUCACAGAAAAUAAUUUAGUCUACCAGAUAAUUGAGAAUCUGCAUCCUUGUCUGAUCAUCACUCCUCUGGACUGCUUCUGGGAAGGUGCUAAACUACACUCAGGCGUUGCCUAUCUCCCUGGUAGACCUCCUCUGCAGUGGAUGAACUUUGACCCAAUGGCACUGCUUGCUGAUAUGCAGACCAUGACCAAAGUUGUGGGCAGUUGGCAAGAAAUACUGGCCAAGGCUGAGGUGGGUCAUGGCUACAUGGACCGUCCCUGCAUCAACCCUGCUGACCCAGACUGCCCGUUAUCAGCUCCCAAUAAGAACUCUACACGGCCAUUGGAUAUUGCCCGAGUGUUGACCGGUGGCUGUCAUGGAGUCUCUAAAAAGUAUAUGCACUGGCAGGAGGAGCUCAUCAUCGGAGGGACCACAAAAAACAAUAGUGGCAGCCUUCUCAGUGCCCAGGCUCUGCAGACCAUGUUCCAGCUUAUGACCCCUAAACAGAUGUAUGAGCACUUUAAGGGCUACGAUGCAGUCUCGCACCUGAACUGGAACGAGGAGAAAGCGGCUGCCAUCCUGGAAGCUUGGCAGAGGAAGUACUCUGAGGUGGUCCAGCAGAGUGUGUCCAUCAACUCCUCUCAGAAAGUACUGACAUUUACCACUACUACGCUAGAGGACAUCCUUAAAUCCUUCUCUAGUGUCAGCGGAAUCCGAAUUGCCAGUGGUUACCUGCUCAUGCUUGCCUAUGCGUGUCUGACCAUGUUGCGCUGGGACUGUGCCAAAUCCCAGGGAGCGGUGGGGCUGGCUGGAGUGCUCCUGGUCACUCUGUCCGUCGCUGCCGGACUUGGCCUCUGCUCUCUCAUUGGCAUCUCUUUCAACGCUGCUACCACUCAGGUGCUGCCAUUCCUUGCUCUUGGCGUGGGAGUGGAUGAUGUCUUUCUUCUUGCUCAUGCUUUCAGUGAAACCGGCCAGAACAGGAGAAUCCCCUUUGAGGACCGUACAGGCGAGUGUUUGAAGAGAACAGGGGCCAGCGUGGCUUUGACCUCCAUCAGUAACAUCACUGCUUUCUUCAUGGCCGCCCUCAUCCCUAUCCCAGCGCUACGGGCAUUCUCUCUACAGGCUGCUGUUGUGGUGGUGUUUAACUUCGCCAUGGUGCUGCUCAUCUUCCCCGCUAUACUCAGCAUGGACCUGUAUCGCAGAGAAGAUCGCCGCUUCGACAUCUUCUGCUGCUUCAUCAGUCCGUGCUCUAACCGUGUAAUCCAGCUGGAGCCUCAGGCGCUGGGCGAUGUAGGCCACUGCACGCCUCCCCCCUCCUACAGCAGCCACAGCUUCUCUCAGCACACGCACAUCACCAUGCAGUCGACGGUGCAGCUGCGCACCGAGUACGACCCGCGCACGCAAGCCUACUACACCACAGCCGAGCCACACUCCCGCAUCUCUGUGCAGCCCCUCCACCCCAACCACAACAACAACAACAACAACAACACCAGCUCCACACGAGACCUCCUGAACCAGUCCAGUGAGGUGGCAUCAGGGCACACAGAGCCAUCCUGUUCACGCUGGACCUUCGCGUCAUUCGCAGAGAAGCACUACGCACCCUUCUUGCUGCAGCCCACCACGAAGGUGGUGGUGAUCGUGCUCUUCCUGGCCCUGCUGGGUGUCAGUCUGUAUGGCACCACACGAGUGCGGGAUGGCCUGGAGUUGACAGACAUUGUGCCACGUGAGACGGCUGAGUACGACUUCCUGGGUGCACAGUUCCACUACUUCUCCUUCUACAGCAUGUAUGUGGUGACACAGCGGGCAGACUAUGCCCACGCCCAACCUCUGCUCUAUGAGCUUCACCAGCGCUUCGGCACGGUCGAAUAUGUGCUCCGUGACGAACAAGGCCACCUGCCUCUCAUGUGGCUCCACUACUUCCGUGACUGGUUACAAGGUCUGCAGGACGCCUUUGAUAAGGACUAUGAGGCAGGCAAGAUCACCCAGAAGGACUACGAGAACGGCUCAGAUGACGGCGUACUGGCUUACAAGCUCCUGGUGCAGACAGGAUGCAGAGAGAAGCCGAUCAACCUCAACCUGCUCACCAGACACCGGCUGGUGGAUGCAGAUGGGAUUAUCAACCCCAAAGCUUUCUACAUCUACCUGACUGCAUGGGUCAGUAAUGACCCAGUGGCCUAUGCAGCUUCUCAGGCUAACAUCCGCCCUCAUCCUCCAGACUGGGUCCAUGACCGCACCGACUCAAUCUCCAUCAGCAGGCUCACUAUUCCUGCCGCGGAGCCCAUUGAAUACGCACAGUUUCCCUUCUACCUCAACGGGUUGCGCGAGACACCCCAGUUUGUGGAGGCCAUUGAGAGUGUGCGCGCCAUUUGCAACAACUACAGCCGCCUGGGUGUGCCCAGCUACCCAAACGGCUACCCAUUCCUCUUCUGGGAGCAGUAUGUCGGCCUGCGCCACUGGCUGCUGCUCUUCAUUAGCGUGGUGCUCGCUUGCACCUUUCUCGUGUGUGCUGUCUUCUUGCUCAAUCCAUGGACCGCUGGCAUUAUUGUGUUAGUGUUGUCGCUGAUGACGGUGGAGCUGUUCGGCAUGAUGGGGCUGAUUGGCAUCAAGCUUAGCGCUGUACCCGUGGUCAUCCUGAUUGCUUCUGUGGGCAUUGGUGUGGAAUUUACCGUCCACGUGGCCCUGGCCUUCCUCACUGCCAUAGGGGACAGAAAUAAGCGGGCGGUGCUGGCCCUGGAGCACAUGUUUGCCCCUGUUCUGGACGGAGCCUUCUCUACCCUGCUUGGAGUGCUCAUGCUGGCAGGAUCCGAGUUCGACUUCAUAGUCAAAUAUUUCUUUGCUGUAUUGGCCAUCCUGACCGUGUUGGGGGUCCUGAAUGGCCUGGUGCUGCUCCCGGUGUUAUUGUCCUACUUCGGCCCUUAUCCUGAGGUGUCUCCAGUGGACGGACGUAGCCGAUUGCCCACUCCAACUCCAGAGCGUUUUCCUCCAGUGGUGCACUUCACCAUGCAGCCCAACCACACUACCACCUCAACCACUGGAACUGGCUCAGACUCGUCCGACUCAGAGUACAGCUCCAACUCCUCGGCCUCAGGCAUCAGCCAUGAGCUCAAGCACUACGACCUCCAGGCCAGCAGGGGGCGAGCCGCUCGACCUGAAUUUGAUGACGUGCGGAUUAAUGCUGGGCCACAACCAAGUGUUUAUCAUGCAGAACCACACAUUUUACCUUCUUACUCGGCUGGGAGAACUGACUCCAAGCAGCAGCCACAUUACCGCUCCACUCACCCUCCUCACACUCAGGACGCAGGACCUCCGCUUUCUCGUCGACACAUUGGUCGGGAACCCAAGCGGGACUCAGGGCCCAGACAGGCUCCACCCCCUCAGAGGCGGCGCACGGACGCAUUUGAAAGUGCCGGGCCGCAUGGGUCCAGAGAACAUUCAGCGUCCCGCCAGCCUCACUCCCAUAACACUUACUCUCACUCCAUGCACCCUGGCUCAGGCCCUGCCUUCUGCCAGCCCAUCACUACUGUGACUGCAUCAGCCUCAGUUACAGUGGCUGUGCAUCCGGGCGUGCCUGGCCAAAGUGCUCCAUACCCCUGCUACCCUUCCAGUGACAGCUACCGCACUUCAGAGGGAGCCUAUUCUCAUGACACGCACUUCCCCGACCCACAUGUACCUUUCACAGAGCAGCGCUAUAGUGCAGACUCCACAAUGGAGGGCCUGGAGCUGCAGGAUUUAGAGUUCACUUCUCACACUGAGCACCACACGAGUGCCUCCAGCUGAGUGGCUGAAUGUUGAAGCACAAAUGGCCAAAGAUGGGACGUCUGCUUUCUCAAGUGGAGGAGACAUGGUGCUGCAGAGCGAGGGCACUUGGCGGUGCUUCACUCUGUUACUGUAUAACUCUAAUGUAUGUCUACCUUAGAUAUUUCUAUAAAUAUUUAAAAAUGUGUACACAAGUGUAAAUACAGGCAAGAGUAGGUAUAAUUGGACCUGGCUCAGUGUUGUCAGACUGGGCGGUGUGUGUGUGCGUGCAUGUGUGUAUGUGUGUGUGCGCAAGUUGUGAUUACUGUCACUCCCUUCAUGUGUGUGUCUGUGCCAUGAGGAAGCUUCAUCUUACACACUUUUCAGCAUCCAGAUGUUGCUGCUUGAGAUGUUGUUGUAAUGUACCUGUAUAAUUCUAUGCAAUGAUUUUCUUUGAUGUAGUAGUGUGUAAGAGUGAGCCUGUGUGUGUGUGUGUGUAUAUGUAUAUACAUAUAUGUAUGUAUUAUGUAUGAGAGUAUGUAUUUUGUAUGUGGCCAAGUGUGUAUGUGCACCCUAGACAAACAUUUUGAUUCAUUUCAGGGCCUACAAACUGCAUCCUCUCAGCCAGUUAAUCAAAAAUAGUGAUAUUCUCAUUUGGAUUUUGCAUGUUUCUGAAACGCCUGUCCGAAAGUACCCAUGCAUUUCUACAGGGAUUUUUUUUAAACAAUAUUUUUAUUAUUUUUUUUUUUUGCAAAGUAUAUAUUAGUUAAUAUAUUAACUGUAAUAACUGUGUAGUCUUUUUAUGGACAUAUUAUCAGACCUCAUAACACGAAGUCAGGUCCUUUAAUGCAUCACUGUGUGGGAACUGCAAACAGACAAGCACCAUAUGUUUGUGUGGGCGUGCACGUGCAUGAUGGUGUGUUUUGUGUGAAUUGAAGUAGAAUGUAUGCUUUAUACAAAUCUUAAUUUGCUUAUCACAAACCUGUGGUAGUUGGGAAAAAAAAAACAAUUGCUGUUUAUCGGUGAAGCACGCCAUGCGUGGGAAUUUAGAAAUGAAGAAAGUGUAGAGAGCAUUUGCAUGCGGCUCUGCUGUGCUCUGCGUCGGAAUUUUCCUCUGUACUUCUGGCUCGUUUUGAGUUGGUUGACUGUAAAAAUGGCCAUUUAGUGUGAAGCCUUGCUUGCGCUCGAGGCUCAGAACUGAAUUACUGUCGAAACAAUAAUAGAGUUGCAUAGCAGUAUGGGUGCAGUUUUCUACUGACUGGCAGUGGUACUGUACACUCUGUAGCAUUCUUCUCUCCUCUCUUCCUUUUACAAUAGAAUGGCAUUAUAUAUUUUUUCUUUUUCAUUUUUAUCCUCAAGCUAAUGAUGCUUUAUUACACUAAUACAGCUAAACCUCACAUGGUGUAACCAACUGUAGCCUCUUUGACAGCACAGUGAUGUUCACUCACAUUAUACGUUUUGAUAAGCUAUGUCGAUGAGCAGCAUGUGGGGUUUGACCACUAAAUGGCCGAACUUGACAAGCUUUUUCUGUCAUUUGUAAGGUCCGUCCACCUUCCCUGGCCCCAAUUUAGCACGAGCGGCUCUCUCCUCUGACCUCAGCUCAUAAAACUCUACAACACGCUGCCAUGACACUAAUUGGAAGUUCCUCCCUUGACCGCCAAAUGGCGCAUAUGAGUGCUUCUAGGGUCAAGGGUCACGGAGCCCCCAAUUCACUCUGGGUCUGGUGUGUGUUAUGAGUAGACUGUGUGUGUAUGUGUGUGUGUAUGGUUUACUUUUGGACAACCCACCCCCCCUCUCCUGUAUGACUUCCUGUUAGACACUAGUACGUCACUCUCCACUUUCUUUGUUCUUCCUUAUUUUUCCUGUUUGGCGAAGGUUCUGGCCUUCAGUCCACUGCUUGUGUGCGCUUUGUGUUUUCCGUUCUCCUAAAAUGUCACAUUGGCAGAAACAGGAGAGAAUCGUGGCUGGCAACUAUUGUUAUUCAGUUUUUAUAUUCUGUUGUUGUUGUUUUUUUGUUUUUUUUUUUGUUUUUUUUUUAUACAUUUGUUUUUUGCAAUAUUUAUAUUUUUGUAUUAUAAGAUAUUGUGUUUAAUAAUGGUCGUAAUGCCAGUUGUUAACAAUGCAGGGAUUUUUAUGUCUGUCUAAAAACACUAUUACAGUUUUUUUGUGUUUUUUCAUUAAUGGAUUUUGAUGUGUAUAAAGUGCUUACUAAUGUUAAAUAGGAAAAAGAGUAUAUAACAUUUACAGUACAGAUUCUUCACAGCUCUUAGAGUUUUAAAAGGAAAAUGAUCAAUGGGGUUUUUAAAUUUUUUUUUUUUUUUUAAACAGACUGCCAUUUUUUCCUCGGCCGGUGUGGAUGUAUGUCAUUUUCAGUUACAAAGAUAAAUGUAUGCCAUAUAAUUUAUUUAUAUGAAAAUUUAUUUUUGUAGUGUACAUAGUAGUUGUCAAGGUAUUUGACAGAAGUAUAUUUUUAAAGAGUUUAUAUGUAAUGCUACCAUUGUUUUUUUGUUUUUUUUUUUUGUGAGAACAUAACAGAGACAUUAAGUCAUUAAGGUGCACACUUUCAUUGCUAACUUGUUCUCAGACAGCUAAAGUGCCCUUUUACAGUGUUACCAUAGAACAGAGUGAGUGAACUCUGAUAAAACUGUGCUCGGGUUUUGUGAAAAGCUAGCCAUGAAAGUAGAAUAAAAAAUGUACUAGCUCUCUAAAUAAUAAUGUUCAAACACUGAUAGAAUUCUAACAAAUAAAAAUAUUAUAACUUA
Molecule: messenger RNA, 7516 nt
Organism: Pangasianodon hypophthalmus (striped catfish)
Lineage: Eukaryota; Metazoa; Chordata; Actinopteri; Siluriformes; Pangasiidae
Gene: ptch1
Product: patched 1
Exons: 24
Coding region: 447-4796 (1449 amino acids)
Biological process (GO): smoothened signaling pathway
Cellular component (GO): plasma membrane
Molecular function (GO): hedgehog family protein binding; smoothened binding; hedgehog receptor activity
Source: RefSeq, a predicted model, not a curated record